AUAAAAUGGCGGGCUGCCAUAACAAAGGCUCUGCAAGUUGCAAGUUCUUAUCCCCCUCUAUCCGCCGCCCGCCGGCUUCUCCCACUCCGGCGAGAUGCUGACCUGCGGACGAUACCUCUCCUCCGCCGCUGCCACAACGCCAUCCUUUUCCCCACUCCGGACACUAACAUUCUCUCUCCUCCGCCAUCAUCCUAUCCGCUUCCUCUCGUCCUCCUCCUCCGCCGCCACCACCGCAGUCGAACCUGAGACCAUAAGCGGCGGCGGCGCUGGUGGUGGUGCCACAAGGCCGCAGUGGAAGGCGGCGAUAGACUUCAAGUGGAUCCGGGACAACAGGGAUGUCGUCGCCACCAACAUUCGGAAUCGGAACUCCGCCGCCAACCUCGACGUUGUCCUCCAGCUCUACGAUCAGUACCUCGCGCUGCAGAAGGAGGUCGAACGGCUCCGGGCUGAAAGAAAUGCAGUUGCUAACAAAAUGAAAGGGAAACUAGACCCGUCUUUGCGACAUGCCCUUGUUGAUGAAGGCAAAAACCUGAAAGAAAUCCUUAUUGCACUAGAAGAGGAUCUUGUUCAUCUAACUGAUAAGCUUCAGUUAGAAGCACAAAGUAUUCCUAAUACUACACAUCCAGAUGUGCCUUUAGGGGAUGAGGAAAGCUCUGUCACCAGAAAGGAGGUAGGCAGUCAGAGAAACUUCAGUUUCACCAUUAAAGACCACCUUCAGCUUGGGAAGGACCUUGAUCUAUUCGACUUUGAUGCAGCUUCUGAGGUCAGUGGUUCAAAGUUCUACUACCUGAAGAAUGAAGCUGUUUUGUUGGAGAUGGCCCUUGUAAAUUGGGGUAUUGCUGAGGUCUCAAAGAAGGGUUUCACACCACUCAUAACUCCAGAAAUUGUUAGAUCAUCUGUUGUUGAGAGAUGUGGCUUCCAGCCAAGGGCCCAAAAUACUCAGGUCUAUUCAAUAGAUAACAGUGAUCAGUGCCUCAUAGGCACUGCAGAAAUUCCCGUUGGAGGCAUCCAUAUCAACUCCAUACUUCCCGACUCUGAUUUACCUUUAAAAUAUGUGGCAUAUUCACACUGUUUUCGCACAGAAGCAGGUGCCGCAGGUGCUGCCACUAGGGGCCUCUACCGCGUACAUCAAUUUAGCAAGGUUGAGAUGUUCAUAUUCUGUCGGCCAGAGGAAAGCGACAAGUACCAUGAAGAACUUAUAACCAUCGAAGAGAAUCUUUAUGCAUCACUUGGACUUCAUUUCAAAACUUUGGAUAUGGCAACAGGAGAUUUGGGCGCUCCAGCCUACAGAAAGUAUGACAUUGAGGCAUGGAUGCCAGGACUAGAUCGGUACGGUGAGAUCUCAAGUGCAUCAAACUGCACGGACUACCAGAGCAGGCGGCUGGAUAUCCGGUUCCGUCCAGCACCCUUGGAGCCUCCAUCGGCGACGAACAACAAGAAAGGCAAAGGGGCCAGUUCAGGUCCAACGCAGUUUGUCCACACGCUCAACGCAACUGCAGUCGCUGUUCCUCGCCUGAUCAUAUCCAUUCUGGAGAAUUUUCAGCAAGAGGAUGGUACGGUUGUGAUUCCGGAGCCGCUGAGGCCCUUCAUGGGUGGGCUUGGCGUCCUCACCCCAAAAAACAAACGAUAGUGGCAUUUAAAGUAUGGGGUUUCUUUUUUGUAUGGAAGUGGCAAGUGCCUUGAAGAACCUUGGUGGGGAACUCUGGUAGAAGAUAAUUUUGAAUCUUAACUGAAAACUGAGUUAUACUCCGUAUUUGUUAAUGCUGUGGACGCGAAACACAAUUUUGGUGGA
Hordeum vulgare subsp. vulgare (domesticated barley) is the source of this 1792-nucleotide messenger RNA. Its product is annotated as serine--tRNA ligase, chloroplastic/mitochondrial. NCBI's taxonomy places the organism in Eukaryota, Viridiplantae, Streptophyta, Magnoliopsida, Poales, Poaceae. Gene Ontology annotation, cellular component: mitochondrion. The record is from RefSeq and is a predicted model, not a curated record. Gene Ontology annotation, biological process: mitochondrial seryl-tRNA aminoacylation. Gene Ontology annotation, molecular function: serine-tRNA ligase activity; tRNA binding; ATP binding. The transcript has 10 exons. Bases 95 to 1630 code for a protein of 511 amino acids.